This is a messenger RNA of Ceratina calcarata, 972 nucleotides long. RefSeq names its product extensin-like. Lineage: Eukaryota; Metazoa; Arthropoda; Insecta; Hymenoptera; Apidae. The record is from RefSeq and is a predicted model, not a curated record. The annotation marks the transcript as partial. The transcript has a single exon. Gene Ontology annotation, molecular function: chitin binding. Gene Ontology annotation, cellular component: extracellular region.
AUCACGUUCCUUCUAGCAAUAUCCAAUUUGUUUUUCACCAUAAUUGUGAUACUGGUCAUAAUUGUGACCGUUGUAUGGGCUACCCCUCCUCCUAAAUGCCCGGAUCAGAACGACGAAGAUGUUACUCUGUUUCCAAACCCUGAUGACUGCACAACAUACUAUUCUUGCAACUAUGGCUACCCAUGGCUGAUGCACUGCCCAGACGGACUUAUCUACAAUUCCACGGAGAGAGUUUGCGCUCGAGGAGAUUUAAGUUGCAGGCCUCCUCCACCUUCCACCACUUCGCCGCCAAGCACGCCAACCAAAGAUCCAACUGCUUCUCCAAAACUGUUUGAGGAGCUGCGUCAUCAUUCUUCGAGACCACCACGACCUACAGGAUCACCAAGACCACCACAUCCUACAGGAUCACCAAGACCACCACGCCCUACAGGAUCACCAAGACCACCACAUCCUACAGGAUCACCAAAACCACCACGCCCUACACCAUCACCAACAUCACCACGUCCUACAGACGAACCAUCUUCCUCUACCCAUUUACUCUCUAUCCAAGAAUUCUUGAAUGAUAAUCUGGCUACAGUGACCUGCCCAUCCUACAUCCAAGCAGGCGAGAUCGUAUUACUCAGGAAUCCAAACGACUGUGGCUCAUUUUAUCUGUGCAAUGGAGAUAUACCAGUGUUAAUGAGAUGUCCUGAGAAUCUUGUUUUUGAUCCUGUAAGCAAGCAGUGUGACUGGAAUAAGGAUCAUCAUACGUCGUCUGGGCCCAGACCCUCGACGACGCCUAAGCCUCCAAAACCCUCGAAGACGCCUAAGCCUCCAAAACCCUCGAAGACGCCUAGGCCUCCACGAACCACCACUCCACUUCCAUCUUCUACAGGAAGACCUUUCUUUUCGGAUAGUCAGGAAAGGAACUAACUUACCACAUAAUGAAAUCAUUCGUAAAUCGAAGUGAUAACAUACAGUAUUACAUUUAUU